Symbiodinium pilosum is the source of this 777-nucleotide messenger RNA. NCBI's taxonomy places the organism in Eukaryota, Dinophyceae, Suessiales, Symbiodiniaceae. The record is from the annotation of a GenBank genome assembly.
AUGGGCCUUGAGCUGCAGGUUUCCGGGUCCUACACGGGCUUUCGACUGAACGUCAACACCUACACGCUACUGCCUGCUGCUUGGGAAGACUCUGCCACAAGGUUUUUCCAGACCGGUGACCUAAUAUUCACCUCGCUGUAUACCCUGGAUGUCCUCGUCCGUAUCGUUGCGCUGAGACGACAGUUCUGGCGGCAGUGCAUGAACUAUUUGGACGUUCUUGUGACGUUGAUCUCGAUUAUCGAGGUCAUCAUGGUCACGCCAGUGAAUCCGUUCCUUUUCCGGUUACUCCGCAUUGGGAAGUUGGCGCGGGCGUUGCGCCUCAUUACUUUGUCGAACGUGCUACAGUCGCUGGAACUUUUGACGAAGUGCUUGCAAGCAAGUGUCGAAAUGCUGUUUUGGACCUUCUGCCUCCUGAUAUGUCUGCAAUGUGUGGCUGGGAUGCUGGUGAGCGGUCUCUGCCGCGACUUCAUCGAGGACGAGAGUAACAAUCCUCGGAUCCGGGAGGAAGUCUUCCGGUACUACGGAACCUUCUCCCGUACGUUUCUCUCUAUGUUUGAAAUCCUUUUUGCAAACUGGGGACCACCUUGUCGCGUUGUUGUGGAGAACAUCAGCGAAUGGUUCUCUGCGUUCUUCCUGCUGUACAGAUGCGUGUUGGGUUUCGCCGUAUUAAAUGUCGUGUCUGCCGUGUUUGUGCAGCAAACCAUGAAGACGGCAAGCUCAGAUGAGGAGUUGGCCUUUAAGCAGAAAGAACGGGAUGUGGCAAUGUACACGCGCAAG